Messenger RNA from Sesamum indicum (sesame), 1695 nucleotides. RefSeq names its product E3 ubiquitin-protein ligase RHF2A. The record is from RefSeq and is a predicted model, not a curated record. NCBI's taxonomy places the organism in Eukaryota, Viridiplantae, Streptophyta, Magnoliopsida, Lamiales, Pedaliaceae. Gene Ontology annotation, molecular function: ubiquitin-protein transferase activity.
CCAUCACACACAUCUCCAUUCUCUCUCUCUCUAAAACUUGCGAAAGGUUUUCGUGAAUGGCACCUCGGCGUUGAUUUAUAUGUCGUUAGAGGGAAACAGAAUUUGCUUAGCCGUUUGGUCGAAUUUGGGGCGACUGUUUUCCCAUUCUUGACUCAUUUAAUUUUUCUGGAACGAGUUCUUUUCUUUUGUACAGGUUCCAGGAAUGGAUGAGGCCAAGAAAGUAGAGAGUCACAUGACAUCAGCUGUGGCUUUUGUCGAAGGGGGGAUUCAGGAGGCAUCUGAUGAUUCUUGUAGCAUAUGCCUCGAGGGGUUUUGUGACAAUGAUCCUUCCACGGUGACAAGCUGCAAGCAUGAGUUCCACCUUCAAUGCAUUCUUGAAUGGUGCCAAAGAAGCUCCAAUUGUCCAAUGUGUUGGCAAAAUGUCAGUCUGAAAGAUCCUGCAAGUCAAGAAUUGCUCGAGGCCGUGGAACGGGAGAGAAGUUUCAGGUUCACUCCAUCAACAAAUGCAACAAUAUUUCGCCAUCCCACCCUUGGGGAUUUUGAAUUGCAGCACUUACCAGUCGGUGUGAAUGGUACUGAACUUGAGGACCGGAUCAUCCAACAUUUGGCAGCUGCUGCCGCAAUGGGAAGGACUCAUCGCGUUGCUCGGAGGGAGGGCUCAAGGAGUCGUUCAUCUUCCCAUCCGCAGUUUGUUUUGUUUUCAGCUAAUCAUAAUGGAUCUUCUGCAGCUGCUGGUGGAGAAGAAACUGCACCAGCUGCAGCUACUGAAAACAAUCCAUCUCUUCCCCUUGCAUCUGUAAACAAUGAUGGAACACAGCGUGUGGCAUCUUCUGUCCAGAGUGGUCAAUUUUCAGCUUCAUCAUCCGGGCAUUUGCGCAUGGCAAGUAUGGGCCGCGUGUUAUCUGGUGAUAAUAGAAAGAGUCAAUCUUCCUCUCCGAAUCAUGACAGAGCAGGACCCUCAGAGUUUCAGUCUUUCUCAGAUACUUGGAAAUCUCGAUUCAAUUCUAUGUCAAUGAAAUACAAAGAGUCAAUUUCAAAGAGCACAAAAGAAUGGAAGGAGAAGCUGUUUUCUAGAAGCUCUUCCAUGGCAGAUAUUGGUUCUGAAGUUAGGAGAGAGGUAAAUGCUGGAAUUGCUACGGUAUCCCGCAUGAUGGAACGCCUUGAAACUAGAGACAGCAAUAGACCUGGUCAGGUGCCGCUAGCAAAUAAUGCAGUGGAUUCUUCAGUCACUGAACGAAGCAACAGUAAUAGGGAUACUUCCAGUGAUAUGCCAUUGAAUGGCAAUAAUGCUGCUUCUCUUGCUGCACGUUCAAUCUCAAGUUAAUAUUUAUAAUACUAUGUAAGAAGGAAUCCUUCCUCAGCAUUUCAUCUUUGAAGGUCUAUGUUUAUCUCCUUCAAAUAUGACAUGCUGAGGAUGAGAGAAUCAGUACUUCAGUUUGAGUUAGGCUGGAGAGAGAGCUCUAAUUGUUCUUUCAUCCCAAUAAACGGAGAGCAGAUACAGACUACUUUCAGUGGAAGAACAAUUGGAAAACUGUGUUUUAUAUAUUGAUAGAUAUCUCAUCUGCCUGUAAAUGCAAACGUGUCUGGUACUCAAAAAAACUUCCAGAGGUAUAAUUUGAGACAGAUGGUAUGACAAUGGGAUGAUUAUCUUUUUCUUUUUUCCUUUUCCUAUUUUUAUGCACAAAAUUUACCCAA